Molecule: messenger RNA, 19485 nt
Organism: Corticium candelabrum
Lineage: Eukaryota; Metazoa; Porifera; Homoscleromorpha; Homosclerophorida; Plakinidae
Exons: 7
Biological process (GO): proteolysis
Molecular function (GO): kinesin binding; serine-type endopeptidase activity; X11-like protein binding
Source: RefSeq, a predicted model, not a curated record
AUGAAGCUAUAUGUACAUGUGUCAUCAGUCACACUGUACAAGUUGUUCUUCUCUUGUCUACUGCUCGAGCUCGUCACACCCACCAACUGCAGAAGUUUGUUUCGUUUUCAAAAGAAAGAAUGUCCCUACGCUCUGUCUGAGGGUAAUACGGGAGUUUACAGUGUGGAAAUGAUGUUUCGACCAAGUCACGACAUCAUUCUCAGCUUUGAUAACGUCGACCCUUACGUGCGCAUUUUGACACGACAACUUCACUUCUCAGCUGCUAACUGGACAGAAAGUCAAGAGCUGUUGGUCGAGGGAAUUGAUGAUAAUGUUAUCCGGGAAUCGCCAUAUGCCGCUGUUGUUACCCUGACCAGCUGGAGCGACAAUACCACAUACAGUUCUGACAGUGAUGGAGGCCUUCCAGCAGCUAACCUAACUCUUCUUGUAGAAGAGACUGACAAAGCUGGAGUUUUCAUCAACACCAAAGAAGUAUAUCGUUUACCACCACAUAUUCCAGAAGGUUUAUCGCGUGUGUUUCUUGUUCAUUUGCACUCCACCCCUAAAUCUACAGUGAAUGUCACUUUUAAUCCAUUGAAUGAGACAGUCACGGUUGAUCCAAGGUCAAUGUUGUUUCUUCCAUCUGAGUGGAAUGUGUCCCAAGAAUUGAUAGUUCAUGCUGUGGAGGAUAAUAUUAAUAUGGAGAGUUCAUACAAGGCAUCUGUUGGUAUCAACAUAAAUAGCUCAGACAGAAACUACAACAGGGCUGCUGUGGAUAAUCUGGUGGUGACUGUAGAAGACAAUGAUGAAGGAGUCGGUAGCUUUGGGUCAACUGUUCGGCAAAUGUCACUUACCUGGAAGAGACAUGCAUCUCAAAGUCGUACAACUGCAAUUUUUCAUUUGCAAGUUGCUUUUCAACUUGAUGAUGACAACACUAUUGAAACUGAACAGAAAAUUUUUGUGCCACUUACUAUAGACUUUGGAGAUGGUUUUCUAGAAGACAUGGUUAUUCCUUUAGAGGUUAAUCAAGUAUUUGUUGACCAUCAGAUAGCAGCAGGGUCAUCCUACAUCACUCAUACGUAUCAAAGAGCUAAUGAUUACAGUGUGCCAUACCUUGUUGUAUUACAACAGUGCUGUAGAUCAUCAACACUAAAAAAUAAUGCAGGAACAAGACGUUUCAUAAGACUAACUGUCAACCUUGCAUAUGAUCAAUCUCCUCAUCUACCUUUUUUACCGUUCACUCAUGUGUUUUCAAACUUGCCUAAUCAGGCCUUCCUCUUUUCAUCCAUCAGUUCUCAUGGUCGUUUACUCAAGUACAACCUUGGUUCUCCAAUGGAUUAUGGAUCUGCUUAUUCAUCUCAUCCACAAUUUGUCAGCAUUGAUCCAACAUCAGGCAGACUUGUGUUCAACACGUCACAUGUUGCACUUGGAGACUACAAUAUUAUCAUCAUUGUUACUGAUCUUAUCAGUGAUAUUCGUGUUGCUAUGGAUAUUCUUAUCACGGUGAACAGUUUAGUUCACUCGAAUUCACCUCCUUAUUGGAUCAACUUUUCUCAAGAUGAAGCAACAAGUGGUCCAUACGGCAGGUAUGUGGUUUCAGCUGAUGACACUCUCUCUAUUAAUUUGACAGCAUCUGAUGGAGACAAUGUCACAUUGAUAGCAACAACUUCUCUUCCUGGUGUAACUGCACUGUCUAAUUCAGAGAGAGUAGGAGUAAGAAACACAGUUCAAUCAGUUUUUUCAAUGAAAGUAACUACUGGUCAUUUGGGAGUUUAUGUGUUCUGCUUUCACGCUGUUUCAUCUGGAGUUUUGUCGUUACCACGAUGUAUUGGAGUUGAAGUUGUGACAGCAUUUCUUUCAGUUCCUUGGAUUGAUAUGAAUGGUGUGGACAAGGGAUUUGAUUUUAACCAGAAGUUUGUAAAAGGUGUCAAUUCAGCUGUUAGUAUAGUGUCUCCAUUGGCAAAUGUGACAUCACAAAGUGGGUAUCUUGAGUGGAUGGCUGUGUCACUUGUUAAUGCUGUAGAUGGUUCUGCUGAGAAACUAACAGUUGAGUCAACAUUUUCACAUCCCUCUCUUAUACAUUCCAUUAUUCAGCAGGGACACAACACUCCAGAUGUACUUUUUAUUUCUGGCUUUUCAUCCGUUGUUGUAUAUGAAUCAGCAUUACAUCAUGUUCUUUAUGAGAACUCUCUUGAUCGUCCAACUGUUGGUAAGAGGAAAAUCCUAGUGUCAUUGUAUGAUGGUCAUUUAUCAAGUCACAUAGCCACCACACACUACCCGACAUCAUCUAUAACAGUCUCUAUCAUGAAUAAGGCACCUGUCCUUGUACAUGGUAGUAAUCCCAACUUGUCAUUCACCAAUCGGUAUUUUCCUGGCAAAGGUCCUGUUGCUGCGAUUAGCUCGUCAGCAAGAAUUAUAGAUACUGACAGUUGUGGUAUUGUCAAUGCUUCGUUUCAUAUCACAAACAUUCAUAAUGAAGGGUUUGAGAAGCUGAUUGUGACUUACAAGUCUCGUGAAAAAGCUAGCCUGCCUGUUGUUCGAGAGGUCAUUGAUAUCCAUAAACCCUUUGGUGUUCUGGCUAAUGGUGAGGUGAAGGCAAGUGUUGAGAGUAGCGUAGUGGUAUCUCUUACUGGAAACAAGACAAUUGUGGACAGAGUUGGUAGGGUUGACAUUGUAUUGGAUAUCCGCCACUCACAUCUUGGAGACCUCCAAGUAGAAUUUGAACACUUGGAACACAGGGAACUUGUAGUCUUACAUCCAGGACAAGUGACCUGCGCUCAAGAUGACAUGACAACUAGUUGGUUCAGCGAUGCUUCAUCAGACUUUUUACCACUUUCAUCUUCUUCUGUUAGCCCUGGUGUUUGUCGCUAUCAGUCACAAGGGAUAUUUUCUGUUGACGGAAAUUUCUCUCGAUUUCAUGGGUUACCGAUAUCUGGGGAAUGGAAGAUACAUGUUAGUGACUUACUGCUUGAGAAAGACAAUGGAGAGCUUGUAAGUUGGGGUGUUGUUAUUCAACCGGAAGAAGAGAGCUUUGUAUCUCAUAACCCAUCUGUUGUGCCUGAGUUAAGGAUGGCUAGUAAUGAGGUAGAGGAAAGGCGAUACUAUCAACAAGUAGAAAGUGAUGGACGAAUUACUGAUAUGACUGUAAGUCUGCACCUUUCUGUUCCAUUCUCAUCAUCUUUUGUAUCAGCCCCAACCAUAUCUCUUGAACAUCCUGAUCACACUAUUAUUAAACUUAUAGAUGGAGCCACUAGUUUAUGUCAAAGAGGAUCUUACAAACAUCUCAUUUUGUCAGAUCUUGCCAUCGGUGGUCAAGCUAUCAAUACUGACUGUCAAGAAUUGAGACCAACAAGCAAACCAACAGUUUCAUCAGUGAUGUCAAAUGCUACAGCUCCCACUUCUGCAAACUACUCAAUAUCAAUGUCUUCCAGAAAUUCUUCUCUUCCCUCCCAGUCACCAACAUCUGAUGAUAUGUCCAGUGGCAGCAGCAGUGGAAGUGACUUUAAUUCGACUCUGGCUGUUUCUAGUGGUAUGUUAGACUUUAGUGCAUCAAGUUCUGGCGAUGAUGGUGGGAUGGGAUCUACUAUUGCUUUAUCUACACCUGAGUAUUCUAACUAUCCACUGAAGAUGACUUUCAAGUCAAAUCUUGUAGACACUCUUUCACCACAGAUCCCACUGAGCCACUUAAAUGGGAAAUUGGCUGGUGGAGAGUGGACUCUCGUUGUCAGUGUCAAUAGUAGUUACCAAGAAACUUCAAUUCUUGGCUGGUCUUUGAAUAUUGCAAGGGAACCAAACAUUGACUGGUCAUAUAAUGAAGAGACUGGGCAGCUGUUGAUGUCUGGAGUUGACUCAACCGCAAACUACCAAAAAGUGAUCCGAAGUAUUCAAUACAACAAUGAAGCACUAGAUCCAGAAUUUUCUCAAGACCGUCAAAUUGUUGGUUACGUCAAUGAUGGCAAGUUUCGGUCAAAUGUCACCUCUCCUGCAUCACUAUCUCUUAUUACUACUCAUCAUAUUGAAAUUGAUCUUGAUGCUGAAAAUGUAAGUGGAGCCUCAUUUCCCGGGUUUGCAGCUACUUUUAUUGAAGAAGGAAAUGCUGUUCCACUUGUUCAUGUUCCAUCAGCCUUUUUACGAGACUCACAAUUUUCUAGACGGUAUUAUGUUCUUACUAUUCAUUUGACUAAUGCUCUAGAUGGUGAAAAUGAAGGCAUUAAAAUCAAUGUGUCCUCUAUCACAGAGCAAGAUAUUGCUGUAGACAACAGUAGUGGGCAGUAUAGAUUGACAAUAACAUCUGCAUCACCUCAACCUAUUAGUAAUGUGGAGGCAGUAAUGCUAUCAGCAGAAUAUUUCAACUUUGCCAAUGAACCACAUCCGCAAUAUCGCAUAGUUGAAUUUUCUGUUCGAGAUGUAACAGGACAAUUUGUUAGUUUGACAGCUUCAACUAAUGUUUCUAUUGUUUUGACGAAUGAUCCUCCUGUUAUUGAUCUCAAUGCAGAGUUUAAUAACUUGGGUAGUGUAUCAGCAAUCAUUGAAUACAUUGAGGGGCAAGGUGCACAGGUAUUAGUGAAUCACUCGAUGCUGCGUCUCACAGACACUGACAGUAAGUAUCUUAUGGGUAUGACUGUGACAAUUUCCAAUCACUUGGAUGGAUUAGCUGAAUCUCUUGGAGCAAAUACAACUGGAACUAAUAUCAGUGUAACAAGCAGUGAAAAUGCUAGCAGUCAGCUUUAUGCGUAUGGAAGGGACUCAUUACAAAACUAUGCUGCAGUCAUUGCUACAGUUUCAUAUGAGAAUAAUAAGUCAGAUCCAGGGUUUCCUAAUACGACUCCUCGUCUUAUCUCAUUUGUUGUUAAUGAUGGUUUAAGUAACAGCCGACCUACUUAUAUCAAACUCUUCUUUUCUGCAGUCAAUGAUCCUCCUGCUUUAGAUCUGAAUGGUCAUGCAGAUGGCUUUGACUUUCAAGCUGAAUUUCGUGAGGAGGGAGGAGCUGUUUUGAUUGUGAGCUCAAUGGUAUCAGCCUAUGAUGUUGAUAAUGUCACACUUUCAUUUGCUAAAGUUUACAUUGAAAAUAUGCUUAAUGUAGGAGAAGAAGUCUUGGCGGUUACCAGUGUUAUGGAAAGGACAUAUCUAAGUAAAAAUGUAGUGAAAGUCACAUCUUUGGAACCAAAUACCACGUAUCACUACCAAACAGGAACAUUAACUAUCACUGGUUUAUCUUCAGUGAGGGAGUAUCAGGAAGUUCUGAAAACACUGACAUAUGACAACACUGCUGAUGAACCAAACCCAGAGCCAAGAAGAGUUCGUGUCACACUAAAUGACGGUUUGUUGUCCAGCCUUCCUGUUUACUCUAUAGUUAAUAUAACACUGAUCAAUGACUCACCGUCCAUCAACUCUUCUGUUGCUGUUUUUGCACCAACCAUUGAAGAGGAUUAUGAGGUGGAGUUAAACAAUGGAUUCAGUGUAGCAGAAAUUGUUGUGCCAGUUGUAUUGGAUGACGAUGCAGAGUCUGUGGUUGGGAUGGCUAUUAUAGGUAUAGACGUGACAAAUGGAGAGUGGGAAUAUAAGACAAACAAUAGCAGCUGGAUCAUGAUUCCAGGUGAUGUUGACAUCAACAUGGCUGUUGUCCUUGAGGCAACUGACACAAACAGAAUUCGGUUUGUAUCUAACCUUGAUUUUAAUGGUUAUGUGUCAUUGAAGUUUGUGGCUUGGGAUGGCAGUAAUGGUGAAAUUGAUGGGUCUAAAGUGAAUGCAAUGUCAGUGUCUAAUAUUGAUGCUUUUAGUGCAGACUUUACUGAGUUUGUUGUAACUGUGGCACCAGUCAAUGAUGCCCCAGUUUUGCAAAUGCAUCCAAUUAAACUAACAUCAAUUAAGGAAGAUGAUUUUACAACACCUGGUGACCAAAUUGUAGCUCUUCUUUCGUAUGCAUCAGAUGUUGAUCUUAGUGGAGCUCUUGCAUCUCAGUUGGGAGUGGCAGUCAUUAGUACAAAUGGUUCAUAUGCAAAUGGCAAAUGGCAAUUUAGGCGUGCAGGAAACUUGUCUUGGACCAACAUUGGAGUUGUUAGGAGAAAUUCUUCAGUAGUUCUUUAUUCGUCUGAUUUAAUUCGAUAUGUUCCAUCAGAGAAUUUUAAUGGUCAGGUUUCGUUUCAGUUUGUUGCUUGGGAUUUGACAACUGGUGAUUUAUCUGGAUCAUCAGGGGUGACUGUUUCUCAGUCUGAUCCUAUCACAGGAGCUUUCAGUGUCAAUGAAAGUAUAGCAGUGUUGACAGUAGAGCCCAUCAACGAUUCACCUAUUCUGAAAUCAGGAGGUCAAUUACAUUCAAUUGAUGAGGAUGUUCAGCAAGAAUACAAUCAUGGAACUUCAGUGAGUGAUAUUGUAGCAGGUUACCUCAGCGAUGUAGACUCUGGUUCAAAAGCAGGAAUAGCAGUUGUUGGAGUAGAUGAACGAUAUGGAAAUUGGCAGUUUACAUGUUCAAAUUUUAGUGCAUGGAAGGACUUUAUUGGUGACAAACAAUACAAUCUUUUUGUUCCUCCUCUUCCGCAGCCUAGCAAAGCAACACUUUUGUCUGGUUCAUGUCUAGUCAGAUUCUUGCCUCGUGUUCAUUUCAACACACAAUUUGACUUUGGUGGACAUCCUCGAUCUCAUAGUGAUAUUCCUUACUUAAAAAUAAAAGCAUGGGAUCAGACUGGGAUGACAGAAGGAUUGAUUGGAACAUAUGGAAUUGAUACAUUAGAUGCAGAAGACAGUCACAUUGAUGAGUUUGGUGAAGAAGUUGUCAAAGUAAUAAUUGAAGUUAUGUCACAGAACGAUUCCCCAAUACUGAGACUCUACAACUCAACUAUUGCAACAUAUCAUGCACAUUAUAUAGAAAACACAGGUAGUGUUCCUGUGGUUGGUUCACAAUUGACUCUUAUUGACUAUGACCAUGAUCGACUCAAGUCUGUUGUAAUCACUAUUUACCAGUCUGGAGACUACUACUCUGGCAGUACUAGUGGCAGCGGUGUUGAUAAUGAUUCUUACUGUUCAAACUAUAACCAGCAUCAGGAAAAAGUUCUAGUAGAUGUACAUGGAACUGACCUGAAUGAACCUCGUGUUGAUGAUUGGUGCCCGUUUACACUUACCAUUACAGCAAAUGGAACAGCUCCUAUUUCUCACUUUCAGAAAGCUCUUAGAACAGCAGUCUAUAACAAUUCAUUGGAAGAGCCUGAAGAAGGUAUUCGUAUUGUUAGUUUUACUGUAGAGGAUCUUGAUGGAGCAGUUUCUUCUGCAACAAGCACUGUUUUCGUUGAAAUUGUCAACGAUGCUCCCAUUUUGGAUUUGAAUGGCAAUUUACCAAGCAACAAUGAAUUUUUAGAAUACACUGAAGGCCAAGAGAGAAUGCUGUUGGUUGACCCACAAACGGUUUCUCUUAUUGAUCAUGAUAGCAUAUACUUAGAACAGGUUUUAGUUUUUAUUAGGCUAGCUCCUGAUGCUGACAAAGAGUUACUUGAUGCUAAUGUAACCGGGUUUAAUGUAAGCAAGUCUUACAACGUCACGUCUUCUGUCUUGCUCCUAACUGGUCAAGAAACUGUGACAAACUAUGAAGCCAUUAUCAAAACUGUAACAUAUGAGAACACAUUUGCACAUCCUGGAAAUCCAGAUGAGAUUGAAAGAGAAGUGGUUUUUGUUCCCAAUGAUGGACAGCUAGAUGGACUCCCAGCAGUGACCUUCAUUGGUUUCACUGCUGUCAACAACCGUCCAUAUAUCCAGCUGAGUGGCAGUCGAAAUGACAGGAAUUAUGAAGUGACAUUUACUGAAGAGGGAUACCCAGUACAACUUGCAGCUGAUGAUUUGAUAGCACUGGAUAUUGACAAUAAAACAUUGUUAUCAGUUACUGUCAGAAUAUUAAACCUCUUCGAUAUUGGGGAUGAAAUACUGAGUGCUGGUCCUGUUAAUGUGGAAGAAGUCACAGAACGUAACAAGUAUGAUGCAGCUAAAGUAAUUGAAAGAACAAGAAUUAUUCCGAAUGUUACAUUUAACAAAACAUCUGGUGAAUUGGUCAUCAGUGGCCUGGAGUCAUUGUAUGAAUAUCAACAAGUACUUAGCAAAACUCUAACAUACAGCAACGUGGCUGAUGAACCAACACUUAGUGAUCGUGUGGUGCAGGUUACAUUAAGUGAUGGUUUUCUUUUCAGCUUGCCUGCGAACUGCACUAUAUAUAUUCUUCCUAUCAAUGAUCGUCCAAGGUUUAUUGAUGGGCAUGUGGUUAUCAAACCUCACAUUCUAGAAGAUAUAUCAGAUAAUGAUAACACAGGACUGACUGUAGAAGAGAUAGCUGGUGACCUCAUAGAAGAUGAUGACGUGGAUAACAUAAUGGGAAUAGCGGUGAUUAGUGUUGACUCUAAAUAUGGUAUGUGGCAGUACAGGCUGUUUGGCCAAACUACCUGGACUGAUAUACAACCUGGUAUUAAUGAGACAUCAGCGUUAUUGCUUCAUGCUAGCAAUUUCACAUUCAUUCGUUUCGUUCCAGUCAGAGAUUUUAAUGGAGUGGCAGAAAUUUUGAUUGUUGCAUGGGAUGGAUCUGACAAUCAGGUUGAGGGUACCACAAGGAAUACAGCAGAAACAGAUGACACAAGUUCUUUCAGCCUUCAAAAACAAUCAGUUGUAUGGACAAUUGUUGCUGUCAAUGACGCUCCUGUGUUAAACGUUUCUGUUCUUCCAAAUAUGGUAUCUGUGCUGGAAGAUUCUGUGUGGGAGAGACCGUCAGAAGGAGACAGCAUUGAACUCUUUCUACAAGCAUUGGCUUAUGAUGUGGAUACUAAUGUAGAACCAAUAGCAAUGGGCAUUGCUCUUUUGGAGGUAGAUAAUACAAAUGGUUUUUGGCAGUAUACGAAAAAUAAUGGACGGACCUGGGCAUCUGUUAAGUCUCCUGCGCCAUCUUCUGCUCUGCUGUUAGGUAACAGCAAAAAUGGUGGCACAAGAAUUCGAUUUGUUCCAAACAGAGAUUUCAAUGGAAUUUCUAGGUUUAUUUACAAAAUAUGGGAUCGAAACUCAAGUGAGUUGUCAGGAACUGAAGGAGUCGAUAUACUGUCAGCAGAUGUAGUUACUGGACCAUUUAGCGUUGCCAACACAACUGCGACUAUUAUUAUUGACCCAGUAAAUGAUUCACCAGUUGUCAUUGAAGGUGCUACUUUGCACAGCAUUUACGAAGAUAUUGAUGCUGUAAGGAAUCCUGGAACAACUGUCAAUGACAUAGUGAGGCUUGUCUACAGUGAUGUUGAUAUAGGUUAUGCUCUGGGCAUAGCAGUGGUCGAAGUUGAUCGUCGAUUUGGAGAGUGGGAAUAUACAUGUGAAACGGGGAGUGAUAUUACUUGGCAGCUAUUCAAAGGAGAUGAACAGUAUGGCAAAGCUGUUUUACGUGAUCCACGAACUGAUAAAGCAACCCUUUUGCUAGGCAAUUGCAAAAUUCGAUUUGAUCCAAGUGAUCAUUUCAACACUGAAUUCGACGAGAAUGGCACUCCUCGUCCCAAAACAGACAAACCAUUUAUUGUUCUCAAGGGCUGGGACAAUACAGGAAACACUGCAGGUAGAUUACAGGCAUUAGCUAUUAACACUGUAACUGUUCCAGAUGAUCACACUGAUGAGUUCUCACAAAACGCCACAACAGCUACAAUUGUAGUCGUCUCAAAGAAUGAUAGACCCAUACUCAGGUUGUCUUCGAAGUCUUUUAACUAUGAGACAACAUUUACAGAACCAAUUCCACCACAGAGAAGAAUACAAUCUGUGCACAUAGUUGACCCUACAAGUUUAACUGUAGUUGAUCAUGAUAACUUCAAUCUUCAGUUUGUUACCAUUUCCUUCAAGGUAUAUGAUAACAAUUCAGAAUUUCUGACUAUUGAUACUUCUGGAACAGACAUUGUUGCUGAAACUAUUGUAACAGGAUACCAACAUGCAAUUCGUUUGUCUUCACCCAGUGUAGCAACAGCUGGUAAAUUUCAGCAAGUCUUACGAACACUUACUUACAAGAAUACUGCUGAAGAGCCAAAUCCAACUGACAGGCAAGUUACAUUUCUAGUUUUUGAUGGUGCUGAAUAUAGUGCAGCGGUUGUGUCAACAGUUCAUGUAGAAUUGGUUAAUGAUCCACCAGAGUUGGACCUUGAUGCUUCCGUUCCUGAUAGAAACUCAUUCAAGAAGUAUACUGAGGGUCAAGAUUUCCUAUUGCUAUCUAGUGGGUCAAUGCAAUUGACUGAUCAUGAUCACAGCUUUCUAUAUCAAGCAACGGUUAUAAUCCUUGAUGCCCCUGAUAAAGACAAGGAGUUGUUGACAGCAAUUACAAACAACACAUCGAUCUCUGGUGUUUAUAAUGAAUCAACCAAUCAACUUGUUUUGACUGGACCUGACACUGUCACCAACUUUUCAAGUGUGCUGCUUACAGUUGCAUACAAGAACAUAUUUGCACAUCCAGGAAAUCCAGCACAAAUUGAAAGAGUCAUUGAGUUUGUUGUCAGUGAUGGACAAAAUGUUAGUCUUGCUGCAUCCUCACGUGUGUCUUUUGCUGCUGUUAAUGAUCGACCAUAUUUGGAUAUCAAUGGUGACAAUCCUGGAGUUAACAAUAUUGUCAAGUUUACUGAGGAGCAAGACGCUGUAAAUCUGUUUGACUCAAACAUGUUUAUUAUUGAGGAAGACAAUAUAACUUUAGCAUAUGCUAGACUUGAAAUUACUAACAUGAUGGAUGCUGGUGAAGACCAACUGUCUGUUUCAGACAAUGUACGUGUCUACAGUGAUGAUAUCGACACUGCUGAUCAUUUGAGGGUAUGGAAUAUUCGACCUGAGCAAACGUACAACAAUGUUACUGGUACUCUCAUUAUUACUGGACUGGAUUCAGUUGAAGAUUAUGUGAAAGUGUUGAAAACAGCAACGUAUGCCAACACCGCUGAUGAACCAAACGUGACACCUCGAAUCAUUAGAAUAACACUGAGUGACGGCCUACUGGACAGCAAUGAUGUCAUGGCUACAGUUGUAAUUGAACUCAUGAAUGACUCUCCAUAUUUCAGAGGUGACUCUGUGGCAAGUCAAGUAAAUAUUAGUGAAGACACAUUAAUCCAUCUAAAUGAAGGCUUUUCUGUUUGGAACAUCAUCAGUCCACUGAUCAUGGAUGAUGAUGAGAGACAUGAACAAGGACUUGCAAUUAUUGCAGCUGAUAGCGCCAAUGGCUAUUGGGAAUACUGCUUUGACUUUAAGUAUAUUAAUCAACAGCAACUUGCUUUCCCCACUUCUUUGCCAGUAAACAGCAGCGGUAACUCUUCCCAAAUAGAUUUGUCUUUUUUCACAGCCACUUGGCAUCCUAUCCAGUCAAAUAUUACUAUCAAUGAUGCUGUUGUUCUUCGUCUGGCGUCAAAUGGCAGCAACAGACUUCGGUUUAUUCCAAGAAAAGAUUUCACAGGCUAUUCGUCUAUCAGAUUUGUUGCUUGGGACGCAAGUGAUCAUCUCUUUGAUGGUAGCAUAACCAGUGCUGUGUCUGUUAGUGAAAGUGAUGCAUUUAGUUCUAACUGGCAAGAAGUCACAAUGAAAGUCAACCCGGUUAAUGAUGCUCCAGUCAUGCUAUCUGAAACGUUUACUUUGACUAGAAUCAAUGAAGAUGAUCAAUCGUCAGCAGGCAGUCCAAUUGCUGCUCUACUGGAGCACGUGCUUGAUGUAGACAGUUUGGGGACAGGGAAAGGAAAAGACAAUGGCAUAGCUAUUAUUAGUGCUGAAUCGGCGAAUGGCAAGUGGCAAUAUAGUGAUGCUGAACAGGGCUCAUGGCAUACAUUGAAGUCUCCAUCUGUUGACAAAGCAGUAGUAUUGCUGUCUUCAUACCUAGUUCGGUUUGUUCCCAAACAAGAUUUCCAUGGCAACGCAUCCUUCCAGUUUGUUGCUUGGGACUUGACUGAUGGGUCAAAAUCAGGAUGGUCUAAUGUUAGCGUGAAAAUGGCUGAUCCUGUCACUGGGCCCUUCAGUAGAAACAUAAGUGUAGCUACCAUCGUAAUUGAGCCCAUUAAUGACUCACCUGUCAUUAUUCCUGGUUCAUCACUGCAUACAAUAAAGGAAGACAUUCCUAUUGAGAGUAACGGUGGCACAACAGUAAGAGACAUUGUGAAUUCAACAUAUGUAGACGUAGAUGAUAAUGCUGAAAUUGGCAUUGCUAUAGUUGGAGUAGACCUGAGAUUCGGACUUUGGCAAUGGAGAUGCCCACUUCAAGGAAACGUGUGGAAUAACUUUAUUGGGGACAAAGUGUAUGGAGUGAUUGUUCCAAAGAAUCCAAGACCAGAAAAGGCGACACUUUUGGCUAGUAAUUGCAGCAUUCGCUUUUUACCAGACCACAACUUCAAUACUGAGAAGGACACUACUGGCAAAGGGAGGCCUGACUCGGAUAAACCAUUUUUGGUAAUACGAGGUUGGGACAACACUGGAUUUACUAGAGGCUUGUCUGGUCAAUACGGCCAGGACAGCACGUACAACAAAAACGGUUUUCUGUCCGAAUUCAGUGCUGAGAUCUCUAAUGCUACAGUAAGUGUAGCAUCUGUCAAUGAUUUACCUAGUUUAAGUUUGUCAGAACAUGGAGAUGGGUUGAUGUAUCAGUCCCAGUUUGUCGAAGAAGCACCUUUUGUCUACAUCGUAAGUACCACUGGCCUUACGUUGAUUGAUGAAGACCACGCUUACCAGCAGUCAGCAACCGUUUCGUUGUUGAAUGUGCAAGACCCAUUUGAUGAGAUAAUAGAGGUUGUUCCAUUUCUUGACUCUUCAGUUACUGUAAAUGGCAGUAACGUUGUUGUCCAUUUGAGCGGAUCAAAACCCAAACUAGUAGAACUUAGUUAUACUUACUACACUUUGCCAGAAACAGCAGCACCUUCCGCUGAGCCAUCCAAUGUAAGCAAUUCCAGUGGAAGUAUGUCAGACUCAGGGUCAACAGCAAUGCUGCGAUCAGGAUCUGGCUCAGGGCUUUUUGGUAGUGGAGAUGAUGGAAGUGGAGAUGAUGGAAGUGGAGAUGAUGGAAGUGGCAAGACUUCUACUAGGAAUGUUGAGAUAGCUACAAUUAGUCCAACAGUUGCUGUAGGUACUGUAUUACCACGUGCACUGACAAAUAUACCAACGUCCAAAGUAGCUGAACCUACUGUUGAAAUACCUGUUGAACGUAGAAUGCAGUCUGUUGAGAGUGUGACCAUUAGAGCUGCCAACCCAGAUGAUCUUCUUACCACAGCUGAAUAUCAAGCUGUCCUUCAAUGUCUUGCGUACAAGAACACACACGUGGAGCCUGAUAAUACAACCAGGCGGAUUGAAUUUUUAGUAUACGAUGGAGAGAACGUUAGCUUAUUUGCCCAAACUCUUGUCACCAUUUUGUUAGUAAUUGACAGUCCGCCUGUGCUUACACUUAACGUGUACGAAAUUGAAUUUGUUGAAAACGCGGAUCCAAUCAGAAUCACAUCAAACAGACUUCUGCUGAAAGAUGACGACCAUAAUGAGUAUUUCAUGAUGUCAAAUGCGACAAUUCAGAUAAAUCCUACUCCUACCUCUGAACAAGAGGUAUUGUACGUUAAUUCUGCGAUUGCGAACACAGCUGGCAUUAGGUAUAGUUAUGAGUCAGGAAUAUUGACACUCAAAGGAGCUGCUCGUGUGCAGGCUUACCAGUCUGUGCUAGAAACGGUAUUUUACAACAAUACUGAAGAAGAGCCAUUUCCUGGUCAAAGGAACAUUUCUUUUCAAGUUACUGACACCGUAGGGCUCAACAGUAAACUGGAAGUGUUUGUCUUGUACAUGAAGCUUAUAAAUGACCAGCAACCUGUCGUCACAGUGGGUGGACCAUUCUCUUUCACUGAACAUCAAGUCUUGUCCACGCACAUUGGUCAUGGAUUGCUUCUGAACGACAGCGACAGUGGAGCUUUCUAUCAGUACCAAGUAAAUGUGACAAUUUCUAAUGGUUAUGAUAAUGGUGAGAAACUAAAUGUCAGUGUGCCAGCAACCAUUUCUAUUGAACGCACUAGAUACGGCCUCGUUCUGACAGGACCAGCGUCUGUUGAAGACUUUCAGUCAGCUCUCAGUAGUCUGACUUAUAAGAACACAGAAGAAGAACCAAAUCCAGAAACGAGACAAAUACAAAUCAACGUUUUUGAUGGGAAGUUCUUUUCGAUCUCUGACAAUCUUACUGUCAAUAUUGUUCUUGUGAAUGAUCUUCCUGUUCUUCUGCUAAAUGGAAAGUCUGAGGAGAUGAAUUUCUUAGUUGAAUACAAAGAAGGUGAUGGAGAAAUUCUGAUUGUGGCUCCUAAAAACGUGUCUCUCACUGACAAUGACAAUGUUACAAUUGCCUAUUCUGUCAUCACAUUGACAAACCGACCUGAUGGUGCAAUGGAGCGACUAGGUGCUAGUGUAAGUGGUACCAACGUAAAAAGUGAUUACUUUUUUGAAAAUGGCUCACUUUUGUUAACGGGUCCUGAUACCAUUACCAACUUCCAAGCAAUCAUAAAUACGGUGACAUAUGAGAACAUGCAACACAGUCCAGGCCUGCCCAAUACAACGCGGAGAGUGGUGACAUUUGUAGUGUCUGAUGGUGUGGGCAACAGCCUUUCUGCAUACUCGUACAUCACCUUUACUGCCGUGAAUGAUGCAGCCAUUAUUGACUUGAAUGGUGGUGUGGCGUUUGGUAGCAAUUAUACAACAACGUUCAUAGAGGAAGGCCCUGAGGUGAGACUGACAGAUUAUAGUAUGACGGUAAAAGAUGUUGACUCGAAGUUGCUUACUUCGGCAACAGUUCAUAUUGUCAACGUAAAGGAUAUCGGCUAUGAAAAUCUCUACUUGGAUGUGAACUUGACAGAAUUGAGCCAAUCAGCUGACGUUAAAUACAGUUGGGAAAGUGGAAUCCUAAUUGCAACUGGACUUGGAAGUCCGCAAAACUUUCAGACUGCAUUACGUAGUCUAGUCUAUUCUAAUGAUGCUGAUGAGCCAGACUUUGAGAGUCGGGUUGUUGAAUUUGUUGUAAACGAUGGGGAGAUAGACAGCCAACGUGUUUUCACUAUAAUCGAAAUGAAGGCAGUGAACGAUGAGCCGCACUUGAUGAUAACAUCGUCUCAUGACGGUAGUUUUUAUUCUGAGUUUGUUGAGGAUGGACAUCCAGUACCGGUUGUUGACGUUGAUCACGUUUUGGUGGUGGACGAUGACGACUCUCUGUUGUUUCGACUUGUUGCAUCUAUUUCAAACGUCAAUGACUCUGGUUUUGAGGCUUUGUUCUUCGACAGAGCUGUGAUGAAUAGUGCAAGACAGCUUACCAAUUUGUCUUCUGACUUCCCUGUUGGUGUUUUACCCGAAUAUUUUGGCUGUCCAAGCAAAGAUGAGAGGCAGCAUUCUCUUGAUAUUCGUUGGAACGCCAGUUAUGACGCUUGGACGUCUGCACUGAAAGCUCUACGUUAUUGCAACGCUGAUCAUCAUCCUGUCAAUGGAACGCGUUUAGUUCUCAUGUACAUCCAGGAUCCUCAUGGAGCUAAAUCUAGAAUUCAGACAGCUGAGGUGUUGGUGGUGUCUGUCAAUGAUCCUCCAAUGUUUUUGCCAGAGCAAGCAAUAUUUGAUGUCAAAAUAAAUGAAGAUGAAAACGUUACCAUUCCUGUACUGUACGCCUUCUAUGAUCAUGACGAUGUGCUAAGCGGGACUGCCAUCCAGGUAGUUGAGCAGCCCCUUUUGGGUAGAGCUGUAGCUGACCCAAUGACAGGCAACAUUUCAUUCUACCCUUAUCCAAAUGACCAUGGUGUACGAGUUUUCACCUAUAGAGCUUGUGAUUUGGCGGGUGACUGUUCUCCCACUCAGAACCUUACUGUUACAAUUCUGUCAGUAAAUGAUCCCCCUGUUCGAGUAGAACCACUUGUGUGGUAUUUGAUGGAAGACACACCUGCGUCUGUUAACUUUUCUGAUUAUUUUUCGGAUGUUGAAGACGACCUAGAUCCGUAUGACGAAUGGCCAAAAGUUAUCGAGGUCUCUGGCCCUGUGAGCGGGAGCUGGGAUGUGUCAGCUAACGACAAAAUCUUUACACUGCGACCUGUACCUAACGCUUACGGAGAGGACAGUCUUCAAUUUAAUAUAUCUGACAGCGAUAACGCUACGCUCACACUUCACGUUGCAAUAAUAAUUAGUCCCGUUAAUGACCGCCCAGUUGUGACUGUAGAAUACGGACGUGAAGGCGCACCUAUUGUAGCAACAGAAGAUAAACCGUACAGUAUACCAAUAUCUAUUGAAGAACUGGAAGACAGAUACCCGGUCAUUUGCAAUGUCUCCAUAGUAUCUGUGGGAUACGGAAAUGCAACUCCAAAUGAGUCUUCAAUUCUGAUUGAUUUUAACAGCCGCGAUAAUAUUCAAAUUCAAAAUAUGACUAUUGUGUACACGCCUCCUAGAAACUUCUAUGGUUCUGAUUACGUAACAUUUCGUGUUACGGACUCGGAAGGCGGGUAUGAUGAAGACACUGUUAACGUGUCAGUUGUUUACGUAAACGACCCACCAGAAUUCGGCGUAACUGUUGUUGACUUGGAUGAAGACAACACACUUAAUUUGACGCUUCCACAAGGACUAGAGAUAACCGACCGAGAGGAAAAUCUUUUUUCGAGUUCUAUCUCUUUGAUUACUAAUUCGUCAAUUGGCAGAGUGACAUAUGAUCGCGUGUCUGGUGUCUUGCUGUACGUGCCACCGGUGAAUUUCUACAGCUCUGAAGAUCGUGUUGUGAAUUUCACUUUACGUGCUUGCGACAAUGACACCAGUUCGCGUGUGAUGGGUCAGUUAUGUAAAGUCAGCGUCAUCAAGAUCAACGUAGUGCCAGUUAACGACGCGCCCUCUGCACCAGCUCUAUCUACAGCAGUUUAUGAAGAUGACUCAACUACCUAUAGACUCUGGGAUAAUCUGUCUGAUGUAGAGGACGGCAAACCACCUCUAGCUAACGUUUCUCUUAUUGAGCCUUGGUCAACUUUGGGAUACGCUACGUAUGAUGCAAAUGAUGGUGUUCUAGUGUACCAAACACAUCUAAAUGCAUUUGGUGAGGACGCUGUUCACUACAGAGUGUGUGAUUCUGAGUCUUUGUGCAGUGAGUCGGUCUUGUCUAUUAAUGUAAUGCCGGUCAAUGACGCGCCUGUGGCGGAAGAUUUUGUGCAUGUUGCUCCGGAAGACAAUUUUGACUUAAUUCCUAUAUAUCAGCACAUCUUGGACAACGAAACUCAGUCAUCAGACGUUGUCAGGAAACUAAGAAUCUCUAUUAAAAAUCCGAACAAUAACGAAUAUGUUGACCGCCUAGUUACGGGCAAAGGGGGCGAGUUGAGAGUUUACCAUGCACACGGCAUUAUUACAUAUAAUCCUGCGGAUGACUAUGUAGGACCGGACAAUUUUACUUUUGCUGUGUGUGAUUCUUGUGAUGAACAACGAAACAGAGAACUCGGUCGAACGUCGCUCGAUGUGCCUGCAUGUUUGCAGCAGAUUGUGGAAAAUGAAAACAGUAGUACUAUGUCAGGAGGUUUACUGAGAAUUGCUUGUGAUGAGGCAGUUGUCCAGAUCAAAGUCAAGAAUAUCAAUGACGUACCAGUCGCUAGAGAUGUGGCUGCUACUAGCAAUGAUCACCAGCCUGUGCUCCUUUAUCCAUUUGACGUUUCUAGUGGUUUCUAUGCGGAUGCGAGUCGCCUGGUAUAUGACAAAGACGACGAUCAGGCACAGAAACUGAUUUCAGAGGGGUAUACUAAUGUUAGCGAAUACGGCCUGUCAAACACAAGCGAUAUCGACGCUCUUUCCCUCUCUGUCAUCCGUCAGGCGACAGGAGGAUACUCGGAAGUUAUCACUAAGGAUGGUACGUCUGGUUUGAAAUACACGCCCUACCCAACAUUUGAAGGUUAUGAUGACUUUGAGUUUGAAAUUUGUGAUGAGAAGACAACUGUCAAGUCUUCGUCGUGCAGUAAAGCGACAGCAAGAGUUCACGUGACAUUUCAAGGUCCUGCCAUUGUCAGUGUACGAGCCCUUAGCAGUGUGAAUAACUCUGGAUUUGAUCUCGAUUCAAGAUUCUCUCGACGGGAUAGGAUCAUUGUUGAAUUUAAUGAAGACACCAACAUGCCUCCUAACGGUUUAGGCUUUGAGUUGAAUACCGAAGAUUUAGAUCACUUUAUUGAGUUCAAUCGUCCGUUUAUCAGCGUGACUCAAGUGACAGGAGAGCGAUACAGUGGUGAGUGGCUAAAUUCCCGUCAAUUGGAGAUUACCAUCACUGAUGAAGGUUAUCCUCAACCGGAAGUAAAGAUCGGCACGUGGAAAUUGUCAAUUAAAAAUGUGUCCCCGUGUGGUGGGUUUGGUGAGAACAACCAAAGGUUACAAUUUCAUGCUUUGAAUCCAUACUGCUUAUUGAACGAGAACAAGGAUUCUCUGCAUUCCAAUAGUACGUCUCCUGGACUGACUGGAGACUGGGGAAAGCGAUUGCCAAUUGUAGAGACUGUGACUAUAAAGAACGAAGCUGUUAACGUGCAGGAACUGAACGAGAAUCCUGAAUACUUUGGAGUGGACAGCCAAAUCGGUCUUUUUUUCGUUCCUGCCUUUUCCUAUGCACAGUUUGAAGCGUACUGCAACACAGAUCCGUCAGAUAUUAUGUAUGUACAGUCAUUAUUAGGCUCAAACGGACAACUGAGUGUUGUAGGUUGCGCUCAGUUAUUGGCUGAUGGCAGAGAUGCUAACCAGGUUUACGCAGAUAUGAUUAAUGAAAUUGACGGACAUGUAAAUGUAGAAGAAAGACAGAGGAGACAAGCAACUGACGGUGGGUCGACAAUCAUGCCAGAAACUUCUUACAUGGUUUUGCGGAUUGAUCAACUGUCGGUGGAAUGGUUGUUUGAGGACAAGGACGUCUUACUCAACGCAAUCAAGGGGUCAGUCAAUAACAACACUAUAGCAGAGAUCGUAACGGGAGAGUCUGGUGGAAACGCUACAACGGCGUUAAUGUACAGCUCGCGGCUUGGAAAGCACGCCGGCGGUGGUCUCUACUUGGAUCAUGACGACACCAAGACGCCUAAAGUUAUAAAUUUGGUUGCUUUAGAUAAUGAUGGUGAUGGUGUUUUCAGCCAAGGAGAUAGAUUUACGUUAGUGUUCAACGUUCCAACUGAUACUCCUGCAGCGUCAACUAAAGAUGACGUGGAUCGCCUGUUUACAUUUGAUCCUCCUGUCGGCGCAAACUACUUCGGCCGCUGGUUAAAUUCAUCUGCUCUGGAAAUUAUUGUCAUCAACCAAUUGCCAGAUAAUGAAGAAGAUGAACAGCCAUUACUGUCUCAAUUUUCGUUGACAUUCAGGGAAAAUUAUCUUUCUGAUGGCAGCAUUCUGAAAGAUACGCGUUCCGCAUUUCCGUUUGACAGACGUCAUUGUAUCGGAAUUAACGUCUGCGGCUACGUUCAUGACGCUGUAACAGUUGGAGUAUGCUCACAGGACGGAUUAUCCUGCCGUGUCUCUGGUAUGUAUCGUCUGUAUGGUGAGGUUCGUGCUCCUGCUCAGUCUUCAGUGGUGGUGGAA